UAUUGAGGACAAACUCAUCAUUAAAGUGCCUUCAGCAAAAGCAACCAAAUCCAUCAACACCUUCCAUUUCAUUCUCCCUCUUCUUCAUCUGACGGUCCAUAUUUCACCACGUACACCUUUCCUCGAUGAAUACCCCAUCUCAUCAUUUCGAACACAGCAACGCUCUCUCACUCGAAGAGAAAAAAAAUAAAAACAGAAAAGCUCUCUCAGAUUCACAGGCAAUCCAACAAUGGCGUCUAUGCUGUCUCUGAAACUGGUUCUGAUCUCUACCGGUGUGUUAACCAUGGCCAUGGCGUUGAAGGUCUCAGUCUCUGUGGUAUCGGAUUUCGUGGUCUCGGAAGUCCCUUCCAUUUGGAGCAUCGUGCUGACUUGGCUGAGGCCUCCUUACCUCUACAUCGUCAUCAACUGCAUCAUCAUCAGCAUCGUCGCUUCCUCCAAGCUCCACACCAGGACCGAAGAAGAUCCGGCGCCGGAGAUGGUUCCGCUUACUCCUGUGCCGGUUGUGGAGGUCUCCGAUGACGUACGGAUCAGCGAUUACAGUGACGUGUACGAAAACGGCGUUGUUUUGAGUGGUGGAGGAUUAGGAUACAGUGUUGGUUACGAUGCGGCGGAGAAGAAAGUGAUGGACGGCGGUGAUGAUGAGGCUAAGGUGGUGGCGUCGAGGCCGGUAGAGAGGAAAGAUUCAAUGGAGCUUUCGUUUUUGAAUAAGGAGAAUGAGAAACCGCCGGUUUCUGCGAGAUUCGCUCACCGAAAAGCUGUGAAAGCUAGUCCUGAAGGUGAAGGAAUGCUGAAGAAUGUAACUGCAGAAGGAAGGACUAGGCGAGUUCUCCAAGAUAUUGGUAAUAUGGUUGCUGAGAGAGCUGUGGAAGUGAAGCUUCAAGCUCAGCCCAUUACAAGGGCUUUUUGUACAGAACUAAUUGCUAAUGCACAAACAGCAGCAGAGAAGAACAAGUUGCAGAAACCAAUUAAAGAUGCUUUAGGUGCAGUAGCUGGAUAUGGGGUUGUUGUGAAGAAAGGCGGUGUAGCAACAAAGGUGGCAGCAGCUCAAAAGAUUGUCAAGAUGCCUAAUCCUGAGGAGGUGAUUGUUAUUAGCUCAGAUGAAGAGGAUGAGGGUAAAUGUGCUGGUUCAAGAAAAUCAAAGGAUGGGCCUUCAAGGAAGAAUGUCAAGACCCUCACUGCUCGAAGCAAGGCUGCUUGUGGAAUCACCAAAAAGCCCAAGGAUCUGAUAGAAAAUAUCGAUGCUGCUGAUGUUGACAAUGAAUUGGCGGUGGCUGAAUAUGUGGAUGAAAUGUACAAGUUCUUCAAAGAGACUGAGGAUUUGAGUCAAGUGCAUGACUACAUGAUUAAGCAGACACACAUAAAUGCUAAGAUGAGAUCAAUCCUUGUAGACUGGUUGAUAGAGGUUCAUCGCAAAUUUGAACUCACGCCAGAGACCCUGUAUCUCACAAUAAAUAUUGUGGAUCGAUUCCUUUCAAUAGUGGUGGUAUCUAGGAGGGAACUUCAGUUGGUUGGAAUCAGCUCAAUGCUAAUUGCAAGCAAGUAUGAAGAGACUUGGGCACCAGAGGUCAAUAACUUUGUUGGCAUUUCAGACAAUGCCUAUCUUAGGGAACAGAUAUUGGUCAUGGAGAAAACAAUCUUGGAAAAGCUGGAAUGGUUAAUGACGGUCCCUACUCCUUAUGUUUUCCUUGUUAGAUAUAUCAAGGCCUCUGUGCCAUCUGAUAAGCAGAUGGAGAAUAUGGUGUUUUUCUUAGCUGAACUUGGUCUACUGCACUAUCCUACUAUAACUUCAUAUUGCCCCUCAAAGAUUGCUGCUUCUGCUGUUUAUGCUGCACGAUGUACCCUUGACAACAGCCCUUCCUGGAAUGAAACUCUAGAGCACUACACAGGCUAUUCUGAAUGCCAGCUAAAGGAUUGCGCGGAGCUCUUGGUAAGCUUACAUUCUGUGGCUGCAGAAAGUAAGCUCAAGGAAGUGCAUGGGAAAUUCACAAGUUCAGAUAGGGGCGCUGUUGCUCUUCUCACCCCAGCCAAAAGCCUGUCAAGCAAAUCAACUUGAAAAAACUUGUAUUCAACUUAGAUGAUGGCAUUAGUUACCAGUAUGUCACGCCACUCUUGGUAAGCUUACAUUCUUUGGCUGCAGAAAGUAAGCUCAAGGCAGUGCAUAGGAAAUUCACAAGUUCAGAUAGGGGCGCUGUUGCUCUU
Messenger RNA from Quercus lobata, 2199 nucleotides. Its product is annotated as G2/mitotic-specific cyclin-2-like. NCBI's taxonomy places the organism in Eukaryota, Viridiplantae, Streptophyta, Magnoliopsida, Fagales, Fagaceae. The coding region runs from base 230 to 2053 and encodes 607 amino acids. The record is from RefSeq and is a predicted model, not a curated record. The transcript has 9 exons.